Molecule: messenger RNA, 1968 nt
Organism: Argentina anserina (silverweed cinquefoil)
Lineage: Eukaryota; Viridiplantae; Streptophyta; Magnoliopsida; Rosales; Rosaceae
Product: KH domain-containing protein HEN4
Exons: 6
Coding region: 1-1737 (578 amino acids)
Biological process (GO): regulation of gene expression
Cellular component (GO): nucleus; cytoplasm
Molecular function (GO): mRNA binding
Source: RefSeq, a predicted model, not a curated record
AUGGAGCCCCAAACAGCAGAGACGUCCACCGCAACCGCCGUGUUCCGCCUGCUCUUCCCGUCCUCAAAAGCCGGGUCCUUGAUCGGAAAACUGGGCUCCGUACCCGGCGCCAAGGUCCAAUUCGAUUACCCGACCCACGGCGACGAAUGCGUCGUCGUCGUCCUCGCCGACCCGGCUCCACAGUCGCCGAGCUCCCAGUCCCCGGACGGGUCGCCGGCCCAGCUGGCCCUGGUUAGGGUUUUUAGGAGGAUGGCGGACGAGGUGGGCGAACCCGAAAAAGGAAACGGGUCGGGUUGCUGCUGCAGGUUGUUGGUUGGGAGUGGUCAGCUUGGGAGAGGAGGGAAGGUGGUGGAGAAGGUGAGGCAGGAGAGUGGGGCCCAAGUUCGAGUUUUUGCAAGGGAUCAGAUUCCGGCGUGUGCUUCUGCCGGAGAUGAGUUGAUUCAGAUAACAGGAGAAUUUUCAACUGUGAAAAAAGCACUUCUGUCUAUUUCUGGUUGUCUUCUUGAAAAUUCGAAGGUAGAUGCAGCCAACUCUAGUGCCACCAAAGUUUCUGGGGGUUCAAUCCAUGGAACUGGUAUGCCUGCACAAGUUGACCCUGUUCCUCAUCGGGGAUUAGGUAGCCAACGAAUGGCUAUGGAAGAAGAGGUGGUAUUUAAGUUGUUAUGCCAUCAUGAUAAGGUUGGUAGUCUGAUAGGGAAAGGUGGCUCCAUUGUACGGACUUUUCAAAAUGAAACGGGUGCAUCUAUUAAGAUUGUUGAUGCUGCACCCGAUUCCGAUGAACGGGUUGUUGUCAUAUCUGCACAAGAGAAUCUCGAGCAAAACUUUUCCCCAGCACAAGAAGCUGUUAUGCGUGUGCAUCAUCGAAUUGCAGAGAUUGGGUUCGAACCUGGUGCUGCAGUAGUGGCUAGACUACUUGUACAUCCACAGCAGAUAGGUUGUCUAUUGGGUAAAGGAGGUUUCAUUAUUAAUGAAAUGAGGCGAGCUACUGGUGCUAGUAUUAGAAUCUUUCCAAAAGAACAAGUUCAUAAAUUUUCUUAUCAUCAUGAUGACGUUGUACAGGUUAUUGGAAGUUUCCAGUCUGUUCAGGAUGCACUCUUUCAUGUAACAAGUAGGAUACGUGAAGCCAUAUUACCCGGGAAACAAACAUAUCCAAAUUUUGGUGCCCCUCCGCACAUGUCUUCGUUUCCUGAGAUGCCACCCCCUUCCUUUAGACCGAGGCAUAAUCCAACCUCCCCUGGUGCUUACCCUUCACCUGUUGGAUUCCAUCAUGGAAUGGAUCGUUCUUUUCGAUCCCAACCUCCAGACCACCAGUCCCCAUUCUCACACGGGGAUCACGGUGGACUAUCUCACAUGGACCGAGUUCCACAUUCUUAUGGUGGAGAGCGUCCAGGACCGGGUCCGGCAUUUGAGAAAUCUUCUCCAAGAGCGUGGACGGGUGAUGCUAGUUUGGGCGUGGCUCCAAGGAGUGGGUCUCUACGAAGCGGCAGUCAACCACCUCAGUUAACCAGCACAUCCAUUGAGAUCAUGAUUCCUCAAGCGUUCAUGAGUCACGUUUAUGGAGAGAACAACAGUAAUCUGAAUCAGAUUCGGCAGGUAUCAGGUGCAAAUAUAGUCAUUCAUGAUUCGAAACCCGGAUCUUUGGAAACCCAAGUUGUAGUAUCCGGCACCCCAGAUAAAACACAUGCUGCUCAGAGCCUUAUACAUGGUUUCAUCCUUUGUGGGCAGACACAAGUUUGACGCUCUAAUCUGUCUAUUUCAAGGUGCGCAUCCAUCAUUGAAGAAUGGAGUGUUGAUAUGGAAAUGUCCUCCUGCACACACACAGUCAAUGUAAUGUAAUGUUUAUAUCAUUCCAGUUUUUUAAUUUUAUUUUUACUUUUAAUAUUCCUAGUCUUUUAUGAGUCUUGAUUCAAUUUCACUUGUGUUUUCGACCAAUAAAGAAGAAAAAGAAACUUGUUUUGUACAAGCACC